AAUAACCUACCGUCUGACAUGAAGGCCUUGUUUAUGCUUGGGAGAUUGCUCCUUUUCAUAUCCAGUAUUAGGAGCGGAAGCAUCAUCGUUGACUUUAACAUAGCCACAAACACGGCUGAUAAUCUGACAGUGAGCAACGUGCAACAGGCAUUCACCAGCGCGCUCACCAACAGCACCACUUAUACCGUGGACCCGACGUCUUACAAGUUUGCAGUGCAAAACGUGUGUGCUACAGCAAACCCAUGUUCUGUAUAUGCCUCCUGUAUUUCCAUCAAUGGAGUAGCCAGCUGCCAGUGCCUGUCUGGGUUCAAUGACACCAGUCCGAGUGCUCCAGGAAGAACCUGCGUAGAUAUAAAUGAGUGUGCCGCCAGUACCAGCCCUUGCUCAUCCCUAGCCAACUGCACCAACACCAUAGGGAGUUAUCAGUGCCAGUGCCUGUCUGGGUUUAAUGACACCAAUCCCAGUGUUCCAGGAACAACCUGCACAGAUAUAAAUGAGUGUGCCGCCAGUACCAGCCCUUGCUCAUCCCUAGCCAACUGCACCAACACCAUAGGGAGUUAUCAGUGCCAGUGCUACCCCGGGAUACAAGAUGGAAACCCUUCUAACCCCGGCCAACAAUGUAUCGACCCAGUCACCUGCUUUAACAGCACCACAUUGUGCUCCAGCGCUAACACCUGCCUCAGCAACACCGGCACCAUAUGUGCAAAUAAAAAAGUCAUUCCUUUCGGGAUCAAGUUCAACAGUUGGACCUUCACUACAGACCUGUACAACCAAUCCAGCGCCGCCUACGCCAACCUAUCAGCCCAGUUCACAGGGGGGGUGGUAAGUGCGGUGAGAGUGACGCUAAGUGACAGCACCUUCAAUAUCAACGUGGUUGGCUUCAGGCCGGGAAGUGUCAUCGCCUACUUUAUCGGCACAACGCAAUCAUCCACCCUUGAUACAAGCACGAUCCAGGCCGCUCUUUUAAAUGCAGUGUCGCUCUUGGUAUCCAGUAACAUCACAAACAUGAUAACUUAUGGAAAUACGACCCCUGCAAGCAGUUCAGACCCAUACUAUGGAUGGAGAACAGCCGUCAUUGUCAUCGGGGUGUUUCUGGGAGUCGCUCUGCUGCUGGGCGCAGUGUUAGCAGCAGUGUGUAAUUAUACGAGGCGCAGGUCAGGCCGCUACAAACCCGGCACAUGGUGAGACAAGUAGCGAUGAGUGAAUUUGCCGCGUUUCGAGUUUCGCGAAAACAUGCAAAAAUUCACAGAAUGGCGUCAGAUUUCACAUUGAACUUUAUGGGCGUCUUUUCCAGAAUUUUUUGUUGCGGAGACUUUUUUUUUGAAGUGAACACUGUUAGUGUUGCAAACUACAAUGGAGUCUAUGAUGUUUUUUUGUUUUUUUUUUGGCUAAACCCAACCCCUACUUUUAGGCUGCCAAUAAUUUUUUAUACCUUAUGUUUAAGUCUUGUUGAUUGUAGUGAUGGCUCUGAGCGAAUCUGACGCCUUUCACUUUGGGUCAAAAUCCACAAACCAGGGUGGAAAUUCACCAAAUUGCAUUGGAGUUAAUGGGAAGGGGAAAAUGCACGUGUUUUUUUGCUCUUAUUACUUGAACACAUGCCCUACAUUGUUGGAGGACCUCCUAUCCACUGUGCUACAACUGCUUUUUGAAUAGAAAAAAAGGCUCCCAUGUUGCCAAUUUCUUAAAAACAUGGCUGUGAUUUUUGUCACUACUUCUAGUGGACUCGAAAUGGUAACUCUUACUAAACUAAGUAACUAUGUUACUGUUUAACCAAAAAGUACCAUCUAUAGUUCAUAUAUCACUAGCUUACAAACACAGGCACACCUAAUAAUAAAUCUAACCAGAUAAUUAGUGAUGAAUAUUUUCGCCAGGCAUGGAUUCAUAGCGAAUUUCCGCAUUUUGCCAUUGGCGAAUUGUUUCACGAAACUUCCGUGAAAAUCCUACGCGGAAAAGUAAGUCGCGGCCAUGUCAAAAUUGGGCACGGUCGCGUCCAAAUUGGACGUGACAAAUUUUGCGUCGUUUCACGAAUUUUAUGGCAAAGCGAAACGGGAUCACUACAUCACUACAGAUAAUAUCUGGGUGUUUUGUAUCCCAAUCAUUAAAACAAAUGAACCAUGUACCUGGUACCAGUUAGAUAAUCCAGUUAGAUGUUUUAUAGUCAC
This is a messenger RNA of Xenopus tropicalis (tropical clawed frog), 2162 nucleotides long. Its product is annotated as CD97 antigen-like. NCBI's taxonomy places the organism in Eukaryota, Metazoa, Chordata, Amphibia, Anura, Pipidae. The transcript is spliced from 8 exons. The record is from RefSeq and is a predicted model, not a curated record. Bases 19 to 1185 code for a protein of 388 amino acids. Gene Ontology annotation, molecular function: calcium ion binding.